ACAGUGUUGUCGCGGGCGAACUCCUUGUUCGCCUUCUUGCUGAGCGUGAUGGCGGCGCUCACCUUCGGCUGCUUCACCACCACCACCUUCAAAGACAGGAGCGUUCCGGUGCAACUGCACGUCUCUCGAAUCAUGCUAAAAAAUGUUGAAGACUUCACUGGACCUAGAGAAAGAAGUGAUCUGGGGUUCAUUACAUUUGAUAUAACUGCUGAUCUAGAAAACGUAUUUGACUGGAAUGUUAAACAGUUAUUUCUUUAUUUAUCAGCAGAAUAUUCAACAAAAAAUAAUGCUCUGAACCAAGUUGUCCUUUGGGACAAGAUUGUUCUGAGAGGUGAUAAUCCGAAGCUACCGUUGAAAGAUAUGAAAACAAAAUAUUUUUUCUUUGAUGAUGGAAAUGGUCUCAAGGGGAAUAGGAAUGUCACUUUAACCCUGUCUUGGAAUGUUGUACCAAAUGCUGGAAUUCUACCUCUUGUGAUGGGAUCAGGACAUGUAUCUAAAAAGAAUAUUUUUCUGGAGGAGAGUAUUCGAAGUGUUACAAAGUCCUAG
Jaculus jaculus (lesser Egyptian jerboa) is the source of this 546-nucleotide messenger RNA. Its product is annotated as signal peptidase complex subunit 3-like. The transcript is spliced from 2 exons. Gene Ontology annotation, cellular component: membrane; signal peptidase complex. The annotation marks the transcript as partial. The record is from RefSeq and is a predicted model, not a curated record. NCBI's taxonomy places the organism in Eukaryota, Metazoa, Chordata, Mammalia, Rodentia, Dipodidae. Gene Ontology annotation, biological process: protein targeting to ER.